GCCUUAGACAAUUUUGCAAAAGCAUAUUUUUCCACCUAAAUGAAACAGCAGACGAUUUGGGAGGGAAGAUGCCCUCCUCUCCCCUGGGUGCUUUCACAACCACGGAAAUGAGUGAUGGUACCACUCUUUACACAUAGGGAGCAGAACUAUGAGAGGUUGUCACUUGCUAAGAGUAGCCUAAGCAGAGAGGCUCAGGCUCAAAGUCCCAGUAAGGAGCCAGUGGACAAAGUAUUUGGGGGUCUCCCUCAGCGACGAAAUCCACUCUCGUGGGCCAACCGUUUGCAAAGAGCACCUGCUGCUGAGGCCAACCGGAGAUGUGUUGGUAACCACACUGUAACCCCGUUUCCCUCUGGGCCUCUGCAGCCCACCAAGGUGGGCGGUCCUCCCAGUGCCUCCGGAAAGGUACGGCGCCUGCGCACAUCAUCUCCCUGACGUCACAGCCUCUGGGCCCGCAGGUGGCGACGGCGCUCGCGUACAUUGGCAGCGUGAAGUCAGGGCCGCUCCGUCCGCAGGAAGCGAUUGCGCCUGCGCAGGGAGCAGCUGGCGGAACCGGACCUCGGUGCUCCCGCUUCCGGUUUGGCGGCGGCGGCGGUAGCGGCUUCGGGCCCGGUUGGCGGUUUGUGUGACGGCCCAGGAGGGGCCUCGCAUUCCACGGAGGAUCCAGAGGUGGAGUCUGGGCAGGCGGAGGCUGGGUAGAUAAACCAGAAGAUUCGCCGUCGCUUCCAUGGCUGCCUCGCAAACUUCACAGACUGUUGCAUCUCACGUUCCUUUUGCAGAUUUAUGUUCAACUUUAGAACGAAUACAGAGAAGUAAAGGACGUGCAGAAAAAAUCAGACACUUCAAAGAAUUUUUAGAUUCUUGGAGAAAGUUUCAUGAUGCCCUUCAUAAGAACCAAAAAGAUGUCACAGAUUCUUUUUAUCCAGCCAUGAGACUUAUUCUUCCUCAGCUGGAAAGAGAGAGAAUGGCCUAUGGCAUCAAAGAAACGAUGCUUGCUAAGCUUUAUAUUGAGUUGCUUAACUUACCUCGAGGAGGAAAAGAUGCCCUCAAACUUCUAAACUACAGAACACCUACUGGAACUCGUGGAGAUGCUGGAGACUUUGCGAUGAUUGCAUACUUUGUGUUGAAACCCAGAUGUUUACAGAAGGGAAGUUUAACCAUACAGCAAGUAAAUGACCUUUUAGACUCCAUUGCCAACAAUAAUUCUGCCCAAAGGAAGGACCUAGUAAAGAAGAGUCUUCUUCAGCUUAUAACUCAGAGUUCAGCACUUGAACAAAAGUGGCUGAUACGGAUGAUUGUAAAGGACUUGAAGCUUGGUUUUACUCAGCAAACUGUGUUUUCUGUCUUUCAUAAUGAUGCUGCUGAGUUGCAUAAUGUCACCACAGAUCUGGAAAAGGUCUGUAGGCAACUGCAUGAUCCUUCAGUUGGACUCAGCGACAUUUCUAUCACUUUAUUCUCUGCAUUUAAACCCAUGCUGGCCUCUAUAGCAGAUAUCGAGCGAAUUGAGAAGGACAUGAAACACCAGAGUUUCUACAUCGAAACCAAGCUAGACGGUGAGCGUAUGCAGAUGCACAAGGAUGGGGACGUGUAUCGGUACUUCUCCCGCAAUGGAUAUAACUAUGAGGAUCAGUUUGGCUCUUCCCCACAGGAAGGUUCCCUGACACCGUUCAUCCAUAAUGCAUUCAAAACAGAUGUUCAAAACUGCAUCCUCGAUGGUGAGAUGAUGGCCUAUAACCCUGAUACACAAACUUUUAUGCAAAAGGGGAGUAAGUUUGAUAUUAAAAGAAUGGUAGAAGAUUCUGAUCUGCACACUUGUUACUGUGUUUUUGAUGUAUUGAUGGUUAAUGAUAAAAAGCUAGGACAGGAGACACUGAGAAAGAGGUAUGAAAUUCUUAAUAGUGUUUUUACACCAAUACCAGGUAGAAUAGAAAUAGUGCAAAAAACACAAGCUCAUACUAAGAAAGAAGUAAUUGAUGCUUUGAAUGAAGCAAUAGAUAAAAGAGAAGAGGGGAUCAUGAUAAAACAUCCUCUGUCCAUUUACAAGCCAGAUAAAAGAGGUGAAGGAUGGUUGAAAAUUAAACCAGAGUAUGUAAACGGGCUGAUGGAUGAACUGGACAUCUUAAUCGUGGGGGGCUACUGGGGGAAAGGUUCCCGGGGUGGAAUGAUGUCUCAUUUUUUGUGUGCGGUGUCAGAGAAACCCCCUCCUGGUGAAAAACCAUCAGUGUUUCAUACUCUCUGUCGCGUUGGCUCAGGUUACACCAUGAAAGAACUGUAUGACCUGGGUUUGAAGUUGGCCCAACACUGGAAGCCUUUUCAUAAGAAAGCCCCACCCAGUUGCAUUUUGUGUGGAACAGAGAAGCCAGAGGUCUACAUCGAGCCUUGGAACUCGGUCAUCGUUCAGGUUAAGGCCACAGAGAUUGUCCCCAGUGGCAUGUAUAAAACUGGCUGCACGUUGCGUUUCCCACGAAUUGAGAACAUAAGAGAAAACAAAGAAUGGCACGAAUGUACAUCUCUGGAGGACUUAGAACAACUCCGAGGGAAAGCCUCCGGAAAGCUUGCGUCUAAACACCUUUAUGUGGGUGACGAUGAUGAACCACAAGAAAAAAAGCGGAAGGCUGCCCCAAAGACGAAGAAAGUUAUUGGGAUUAUUGAGCACCUCAAAGCACCCAACCUUUCUAACGUAAACAAAGUCUCUAAUAUAUUUGAAGAUGUGGAGUUUUGUGUCAUGAGUGGAACCAACAGCCAUCCAAAGCCCAAUCUGGAGAACAGAAUCGCAGAAUUUGGUGGUUACGUAGUCCAAAAUCCAGGCCCAGACACAUACUGUGUGAUCGCAGGGUGUGAGAACAUUAGAGUGAAAAACAUCAUCUCUUCUGAUAAACACGAUGUUGUCAAGCCCGAGUGGCUGUUAGAGUGUUUAGAGACCAAAAGCUGUGUGCCAUGGCAGCCUCGCUUCAUGAUUCACAUGUGCCCGUCAACAAAACAGCACUUUGCUCGGGAAUACGACCGCUACGGGGAUAGUUACUUUGUCGAUACAGAUUGGAACCAACUGAAGGAAGUGUUCUCGGGAAUUAAAAAUGCUGGUGAACAGACUCCUGGGGAAAUGGAUCCUGUGAUUGCCGAUUUGGAACACCGGUAUUCCUGGGACAACACUCCUCUUAGCAUGUUUCGACACCACACCGUUUUUUUGGACUUGUAUACUGUUAUUAAUGACUUAAGCACUAAAAUCGAGGGGGCAAGAUUAGCUGUCACAGCCCUGGAGCUUCAAUUUCAUGGAGCAAAAGUAGUUUCAUGCUUAGCUGAGGGAGUGUCUCAUGUCAUCAUUGGGGAGGAUCAGAGUCGGGUUGCAGACUUUAAAGCUUUUCGAAGAACUCUUAAGAGAAAGUUUAAAAUCCUACAAGAACGUUGGGUAACUGAAUCAAUAGACAAGAGGGAAUUACAGGAGGAAAAUCAAUAUUUGCUUUGAAGCUAGCUUUCCUAGUGAGGGAAGGCCUCUGAUCUGGCUGACUCAUUAAACCACAUUUUAUUUUAAUCUCUUAAAAUCUGUGCUUAAACAGUAUUAUUAGAUAUAGAAACACAGUAAUCGUAACUUUUGAUAUAGAAAAGACACCCAAUGGCCCAAUGUCAAGAAAGAAAAUUUUCUAACAGUGUAGUGUUUGAUUAUUUUUAUAACCAAGAUGAAACAAAAUGUUUAAUGUUAACAGUCUCCUUAUAGAAAUCUAGAAUUUUGACUCAGAUAUUAAUAAAAUAGAUUUAGAAGCUUUUAGAGUCAUUAAAAACAGUGACCUAACAGGAUUUUCUGAAGUCAAAUAAAAAUUUUAAUAAUAGUUUUUGUCUAAUAAAAGCAUUGCAAGAAAAAAAUCAGAAUUGUUACAAUUGGACUUGUAAAUAUAUGUCUUUUUAAGUUGAAGGCUAAAAUUCCUCUUUUAAAUGUGAAAUGUGAACAAAUUUAUUUUUUAAGGUUAAGUCAAGCUCAUGAAUACAUACCUUGUUAAUGAUGUCAUUAGCUAAAUCAGGGGAAGUUGAAUGAGAUUUAAUGGUCUAAAAACUUAAAGUUGGAUCAGUUUGAGUUUUAAAAUCUCUUGCAAUUUUAAAAGUACUUGGCCCGCACUUAAUGUUUUUUCUAAAAUAGAGCAUGUUUUAAAGAAAAUACUUUUAUGUGAAUUUGUACUUCAGUAUAAAUAGUAUCCACAAAGAGUGAUUUUCUUAAGUAUAACCCAUUGAAUGUGUCAGAAUGGCAUGUGUGUUAUAACUUUCUUUACAGAGAAGUACAUUGCUUUGACUUUUUAAAGUGACUUUUAUUUACCCUUAGGUUAUGUAAAGUUUGUAUAGUAUGUGUAUGUAUUUAUAUAUAUAUAUAAUGUCUGAAUUUAUAUACCAAACAUAUAAAUACCAAAAUAUACCAAAUUUUGGAAUGCAGCCUGUACAUUUUGAAAAGUAUGUUUUUAUGACAUCAGUUAACUACUUGGAAUUUGGUACCUGAGAAACUGUGUGUAGAUUAUUUGUAAGUAGUUAAAAAUUUUAUCGAACCCAUGGAACAAAUGUAUGUUAUUUUGUUAUAUUUCUUAAUUUAAAUAAAAUAUUUAAUGUACUAUUAAAAUAA
Orcinus orca (killer whale) is the source of this 4597-nucleotide messenger RNA. It is a transcript of the gene LIG4, whose product is annotated as DNA ligase 4. Gene Ontology annotation, biological process: double-strand break repair via nonhomologous end joining; immunoglobulin V(D)J recombination; DNA biosynthetic process. Bases 725 to 3460 code for a protein of 911 amino acids. The record is from RefSeq and is a predicted model, not a curated record. Gene Ontology annotation, molecular function: DNA ligase (ATP) activity; DNA binding; ATP binding. The transcript is spliced from 2 exons. Gene Ontology annotation, cellular component: DNA ligase IV complex; DNA-dependent protein kinase-DNA ligase 4 complex. Lineage: Eukaryota; Metazoa; Chordata; Mammalia; Artiodactyla; Delphinidae.